AUUAUCAUUUUACUGGUGCCCUGGUUUUGGGUCUAGGCUGUGAGGCAUCUGUUGCUUUUGCCUGAAGAGAACAUGGCGCUUUGUAGUUUGAGAGGUUAAUAUUUUUUUUGUCACUUGGCAGGUUAUGCAGCAAUGUGUUAACUGAUUGAUACAUACUGUAUUACCACACACCGACCGAUCCAGAGAAAUUAUUCACAUAUUCACCAGUUUUGGGAACCCAGAUAACAACCAGCUACAGAAUGAGCGAUCCAUCAGUAAAGAGGAUAGUGAGUGACAUCAUCCGGUCCCCAGAAGACAAGCGUUUGUAUCGCGGACUGGAGUUUGCUAAUGGCAUCCACGCUAUUCUCAUCAGUGACCCUACCACAGACAAGUCUUCAGCUGCGCUUGAUGUGCAUAUAGGUUCAUUAUCUGACCCUCACAACAUUUCUGGUAUAGCCCAUUUCUGUGAGCACAUGCUGUUCUUGGGAACAGAGAAGUACCCCAAGGAGAAUGAGUACAGCCAGUUCCUCAGUGAGCAUGCUGGGAGCUCCAAUGCUUUCACCAGCGGGGAGCACACAAACUACUACUUUGAUGUGUCUCAUGAACACUUGGCGGGUGCACUGGACAGGUUCGCUCAGUUUUUUUUGUGCCCCCUCUUUGACGAGAGCUGCAAAGACAGAGAAGUGAAUGCAGUAGACUCGGAGCACGAGAAGAACCUGAUGAACGAUGCCUGGAGACUGUUUCAGCUGGAGAAGGCUACGGGCAACCCCAAUCAUCCCUUCAGCAAAUUUGGAACAGGAAAUAAGCUGACCUUGGAAACUCGGCCAUCGAAAGAGGGUAUAGAUAUCCGUCAGGAGCUUCUGAAGUUCCACUCAAACUCCUAUUCCUCAAAUCUCAUGGCUUUGUGUGUGCUUGGGAGAGAGUCCCUGGAUGACUUGACCAGCAUGGUUGUGAAGCUGUUUUCGGAGGUAGAGAACAAAAAUGUCCCGGUUCCUGAGUUUCCAGAGCACCCGUUCCAAGAGGAGCACCUUAGACAAUUUUAUAAGGUGGUGCCUAUUAAGGAUAUCCGAAACCUGUAUGUCACAUUCCCCAUUCCGGACCUUCAGAAGCAUUACAAAUCAAACCCGGGUCACUAUCUGGGUCAUCUCAUUGGACAUGAAGGACCUGGGAGCCUGCUGUCAGAGCUCAAAUCCAAAGGCUGGGUAAAUACCCUUGUUGGGGGUCAGAAAGAAGGGGCAAAAGGAUUCAUGUUUUUCAUCAUCAAUGUAGACCUGACUGAAGAAGGACUUUUACAUGUUGAAGAUAUCAUUUUUCACAUGUUUCAGUACAUCCAGAAGUUGCGCACUGAAGGACCUCAAGAGUGGGUUUUCCAGGAGUGCAAGGAUUUGAAUACUGUGGCAUUUAGGUUUAAAGAUAAAGAACGCCCUCGUGGGUACACUUCAAAAGUAGCUGGGAUGUUGCACUAUUACCCUCUUGAGGAGGUGCUUGCUGCAGAGUACCUGCUGGAAGACUUCAGGCCUGACCUCAUUGAAAUGGUGCUGGAUAAACUGAGACCAGAGAACAUGAGGGUGGCAGUAGUUUCUAAAUCAUUUGAAGGACAAACUGAUAAGACAGAAGAAUGGUAUGGGACACAGUACAAGCAGGAAGCUCUUCCAGAAGAGACCAUCAAGAAGUGGCAAAAUGCUGACCUAAAUGGAAAGUUUAAGCUCCCCAUGAAGAAUGAAUUUAUCCCUACGAACUUUGAAAUUUAUCCCCUGGAAAAGGAUGCUCCUUCAUUCCCUUCUCUUAUAAAGGACACUGCAAUGAGCAAAGUGUGGUUUAAACAGGAUGACAAAUUCUUCCUGCCAAAAGCUUGCCUCAACUUUGAAUUUUUCAGCCCAUUUGCUUAUGUGGAUCCAUUGCAUUGUAACAUGGCCUAUUUGUACCUUGAGCUCCUCAAAGAUUCUCUCAACGAGUAUGCAUAUGCAGCAGAGUUAGCUGGCUUGAGCUAUGACCUUCAAAAUACCAUCUAUGGGAUGUAUCUCUCUGUAAAGGGCUAUAAUGACAAGCAGCACAUUCUGCUGAAGAAGAUUGUUGAGAAAAUGGCCACCUUCGAGAUUGACGAGAGGAGAUUUGACAUCAUUAAGGAAGCGUACAUGAGAUCAUUAAACAACUUCCGGGCUGAGCAACCACACCAGCACGCCAUGUAUUACUUGAGACUGUUAAUGACAGAGGUUGCCUGGACCAAAGAUGAACUCAAGGAGGCUCUGGAUGAUGUCACUCUUCCUCGCCUCAAGGCCUUCAUACCUCAGCUGUUGUCACGGUUACACAUUGAAGCACUUCUCCAUGGAAAUAUAACGAAACAGGCAGCUCUAGGUAUGAUGCAGAUGGUUGAAGACAAGCUUAUUGAGCAUGCCCACGUCAAGCCACUGCUCCCAAGCCAGCUGAUUCGGUACAGAGAGGUUCAAGUUCCUGACGGGGGCUGGUUUGUUUACCAGCAGAGAAACGAGGUUCACAAUAACUGCGGGAUUGAGAUUUAUUACCAGACUGACAUGCAGAACACCCAUGAGAACAUGCUGCUGGAGCUCUUCUGUCAGAUCAUCUCGGAGCCCUGCUUCAACACCCUGCGCACCAAGGAGCAGCUGGGGUACAUUGUGUUCAGCGGACCUCGGAGAGCGAAUGGUGUCCAGGGCCUGCGCUUUAUUAUCCAGUCAGAGAAGGCGCCUCACUACCUGGAGAGCAGAGUGGAGGCUUUUCUGAAGACUAUGGAGAAGAGCAUUGAGGAGAUGCAGGACGAGGCUUUCCAGAAACACAUCCAGGCUCUGGCGAUCCGCCGGCUGGACAAGCCCAAGAAGCUGGGAGCGGAGUGUGCCAAGUACUGGGGGGAGAUCAUCUCACAGCAGUACAACUUCGACAGAGAUAAUACUGAAGUUGCAUAUCUAAAAACACUGACCAAAGAAAACAUAAUGCAGUUCUACAGGGACCUGCUUGCUGUGGACGCUCCCAAAAGACACAAGGUGUCAGUACACGUCCUGUCCAGGGAAAUGGAUUCAUGCCCUGUGGUUGGUGAAUUCCCAAGUCAAAAUGAUGUCAAUCUAGCAACAGCACCAUCCCUGCCUCAGCCUAUUGUGGUUCAAAACAUGACAGAGUUCAAGAGGAGCCUACCGCUCUUCCCACUGGCCAAACCCCACAUCAACUUCAUGGCUGCAAAACUGUGAGGGAAAGCAGGGGACGAGCACACCUGGAUGGAGAGAGGAGGAGGAGGGGGGAUCCAGCUUCAAGCAAUGGACUGUCUGGGGG
Molecule: messenger RNA, 3258 nt
Organism: Polyodon spathula (Mississippi paddlefish)
Lineage: Eukaryota; Metazoa; Chordata; Actinopteri; Acipenseriformes; Polyodontidae
Product: insulin-degrading enzyme
Exons: 25
Coding region: 240-3176 (978 amino acids)
Biological process (GO): peptide catabolic process
Cellular component (GO): mitochondrion; peroxisomal matrix; cytosol
Molecular function (GO): metal ion binding; metalloendopeptidase activity
Source: RefSeq, a predicted model, not a curated record